AUGGGAGCUUUACAUUCGGUGAUCAUGGUGCUUCAGUCGCUCUUGCAACAGCAUGAAUUAAAAGUUUGUACAAAAACGUUGGAGGGGUUUGUGAAGGAGGUCGACCGCAUGGUGCCCUGGUAUAUAUGCUCAGGGUCAUUAACGCUCACCUCCUGGGACAAAUUGGAGGGUGACUUGAUUAGAGAAACGCAGAAUGGGAAAUUAAAGCCUGGAACUAGACCACUGUGGAAGCUAGUGAGAUCGUUUUUGCAGCACGAGAAAUGCCGCUUGACUGUAGCGGCUGGCCAGGGAGUGUUAGAGGAGUUGCAAGACAGCAUGUCAGAAACAGAGCGGGAUAAAAUGUUGGGAGCUCACAAAGAAAAAAGAAAAGGCAUGCCUAAGAAAAAAGACCCUUCCAAAGACACCCAGUCUGCGGAAGCGAAAGAUAAGGAAAAGGACGCCCUGGGAGAGAAGCGUAAGGAGGGAGAAAAGGCCCCGGAAAAGAAACCUCUUUAUCCGGUAAAAGAACUGGAGGCCUUAGAGCUUGAUAGCUCUGAGUCGGAGGAACUAAGCCCCUCUGAGGAGGAAGACUUAGAUGAAGAGGCAGCCGGCUAUGAGGAGGAAAGGUACCAUCCAGAUGAGCGGCUGCCGCUGCAAAAUCGAAAGCAAAAGAAAACAGGAGAUAAGAACCACACGGCCUCUCAGCCUGUUUCGACCUCCCGACCUAUUGUCCCCAGCACCCCUCUGCCUUAUGCGGACAAGUGCUGCUCAGAUUCCUUCCUUUCAAAGGGAGAUAAAAGAAAGUUAUUACAAGCCUUUCCGGUAUUUGAGGCUGCGGAGGGGGGUCGCAUCCAUGCACCGAUAGAAUAUACCCCUAUUAAGGAACUUACUGAAUCAGUUAACAGAUAUGGAUUUGAUGUUAAUUUUACAAUCAUGCAGCUUGAGAGACUUGCCACUAUGGUGAUGACUCCGAAUGAUUGGCAAAAUACAGCAAGGGCCAACGCCAAUUUGGAAGGCAAUCAAAGACAGUGGACGUUUGAAUUGUUAACAGGGCAAGGACAGUUUGUUAAUAAUCAGACAGACUACGAUUGGGGAGCAUACGGCCAGAUCUCCACUGCCGCUAUUAAAGCAUGGAAAGCCCUCUCAAAGAAAGGUGAGGCUGGGGGACACCUAAUGAAAAUAUUACAAGGCCCCCAAGAGCCAUUCUCAGACUUUGUGGCUAGGAUGACAGAAGCAGCAGGCAGGAUUUUUGGAGACCCGGAGCGAGUUAAACCACUGAUAGAACAACUGGUGUAUAAAAAUGCCUCACCAGAGUGCAAGGCAGUCAUUACCCCUAGAAGAAGCAAAGGGUUGACAGACCGGAUAAAGGUUUGCCGAGGAUUUGGAGGCCCGCUUACUAAUGCCGGCCUUGCAGCAGCUAUCUUACAAAGCCAAAACUGCCCAAGUCCUGGCAGCCGUAAAGUCUGCUAUAACUGUGGCAAACCGGGUCAUUUGAAAUGA
Messenger RNA from Arvicanthis niloticus (Nile rat), 1479 nucleotides. The record is from RefSeq and is a predicted model, not a curated record. Lineage: Eukaryota; Metazoa; Chordata; Mammalia; Rodentia; Muridae.